Messenger RNA from Anopheles coustani, 1783 nucleotides. It is a transcript of the gene fj, whose product is annotated as extracellular serine/threonine protein kinase four-jointed. The transcript is spliced from 3 exons. Bases 110 to 1783 code for a protein of 557 amino acids. The record is from RefSeq and is a predicted model, not a curated record. Gene Ontology annotation, biological process: cell-cell signaling. NCBI's taxonomy places the organism in Eukaryota, Metazoa, Arthropoda, Insecta, Diptera, Culicidae.
ACGAAGCUUCCCUGGGGCCAAAGGAGCGCCAUCAAUCCAGGACCGGGUGUUUGUGUGUCCGUGUGUGUGUGUGUGUGUGUGCGUGUUAGAGUGCGGGUGGGACGGGAAAAUGUUUGACGUGCGCACCGUCGAAGCGGGUGCCUGUUGUGACCAAGAGCGUGAGAGUGGCGAUAGCGCAAUGUCAAUGACCGCCCGUCGACGGCGCGCCUUCCAGCGGCAGGCCUGUUUACUGAGCGUGAUGGCGGCCUUUUCCCUCGGCCUGGCGCUCGGUGUGUUUGUGCCACUGAUUGGCAUCUCGCAGGCCGCUCCGAAGGGUCAGACGCCAGCGGUGGUGGGGGCGCCCCAGGACGACUCAGGACUGAGUAGGCCACAUCAGGUCCAUCCGGCGCAUCAGAUGCCACACUUUCCAACGAUCGACGACAUCCGGGCGGGUCAGGAUGCGGACCAGGUGCAGGACCCGGUGCCCGGCCGGUACGCGUCCGUGUCGUUCAUCGCCGAGGAGAAGCUGGGGGCCGAGGGGCGGAAGCAGAACGAGGAUCCGCUGGCCGAGAAGAAGCUCCAACAGCAGGGAUCGAUCGUGGAGCAGAUGCUCGGAGCUGGAUCCAAGGCAACUCCGGAGCGUCGCGAAUCACGUUCCAGCAAGAUCCUCGAGGAGAGCGGACGGGAAACGUUUGGAGGAGAGUCGCCGGAAGGUGACGGAGUCAUUCGGGAAGGGAUCUACUGGGGAUCGAGUGUGGAGCGGGCGCUCCCGAAAGGAUUCGACCGGGAGCAGAGCGACUCCUGGACGCGAUAUCUGCACGAGGCGGAAGUGGAGCGGCUCGAGAUCGGAUGCGGGCGCAUGCAGAACAGGAUGCUGGUGUUCCGCGAUGGGACUCGGGCCUGCGCCCGCUACCGACAGAACACGGACCAGAUCCAGGGCGAGCUGUUCUCGUUCUACCUCGGCCAGCUGCUGAACCUCACCAACCUCGCGCCGAGCGCCGCCGCCAUCGUGGAUCUGGACGCGCGCCUCUGGAGCGCCGCAUCGGAGGACCUCUCCUCGUCGCAAUGGAAGCCCACCAAGCCGGUCGUGAUAACCAAGUGGAUCGGGCGGCUCGAACCCGCCGGCAUCCCGCAACCCUUCCAGCCGCUCGAGCGCCACCUCAACCGCUACGACGUGCGCAACAUCACGGAGGGACUCGAUCGACCCCGGCCACCCGCUGCCGAUGGCGUCCGGAGGCUGCUGCUCGACCGCCUGAGCCCGGCCAAUCCGGCCAACAGCCUCGCACCCGCCCUGGGACCCGCGGCUACCCCUCUGCCUCCCGACGUACUCGAGCGGCUAGUGGAGCUGGCGCAGUGGUCCGACCUGAUCGUGUUCGACUACCUCAUCGCGAACCUCGACCGGGUCGUGAACAACCUGUACAACUUCCAGUGGAACGCCGACAUCAUGGCGGCGCCGGCGCACAACCUCGCCCGCCAGACCGACUCGGCGCUGCUCGUCUUCCUCGACAACGAGUCCGGCCUGCUGCACGGCUACCGGCUGCUGAAGAAGUACGAGGCCUACCACGGCCUGCUGCUGGACAACCUGUGCGUCUUCCGGCGCUCGACCGUGCGCGCGCUCGAGGGGCUGCGGGACGCGAACGUCGGCCAGCGGCUGAACGCGCUGUUCGAGCGCUCCACCACCGCGCCGAUCCGGGACGUCCUACCCCCGCUGCCGGAGAAGUCCGUCAAGAUUCUAGUCGACCGCAUCGAACGGGUGCUCGGGCAGGUGCAGAAGUGCCGCGAAACGUUCGCCAGCGUCCGAUAG